Molecule: messenger RNA, 3789 nt
Organism: Mizuhopecten yessoensis (Yesso scallop)
Lineage: Eukaryota; Metazoa; Mollusca; Bivalvia; Pectinida; Pectinidae
Product: F-box only protein 43-like
Exons: 5
Coding region: 196-1608 (470 amino acids)
Biological process (GO): negative regulation of meiotic nuclear division; regulation of mitotic nuclear division
Cellular component (GO): nucleus
Molecular function (GO): protein binding
Source: RefSeq, a predicted model, not a curated record
UCAACGUUUUUGGCGACCGAUUUGAACACAAAAUUUUAUGACAACAACAGGAGAGGACGCUACUAAGAUUAUUCUUCAAAUAACACUGAUCGGAUCGAUUCAGCAACAUAUUAUUACAUUUUAUGUCCAUGUAUCCCUUUGAAGUGUUACGAUUAUCGAUAUUUAUGUCAGAAAAUCAUUUUUCAUUGAAGCACGAUGUCUGGAAUACCGGUUCACACAUUUUACCCACGCAUAAACAGUAACCAGUCUUCUUGUGCUGUUUUAAAUUUGGAGAAACGAAAUCAAGUUGACAUUGACCUCAGAUUUCGUACUCAGAGUGUGACAAGUACCCCUUACCACAAACGUAACUAUGGUCACCACCUCAACUCGCUGUCUCCGAGGAACGACAGUGGAUACACCUCGCUCAAUAGCUUUGGGAGUAGCGAUAAUUCUAGUCUACAUGAAUUUCAAACACCAGUGUGUUGUGCGCCUUUCCAGCAUCCUGGACGUCAGCUAGCCUUUACUCCUCUCAGUCCAGUCCCAUGUGAAAGAACUGUCGAGUAUCAUCCAUCAUUUUCUGAAGUCAGUAGCAGGCUAGACCCUCAAAAUGAUACUGAUUGGGAAAUGCGAGAUGUGAGUUUGGUUGACAAGCUUGAAUUUAGCCUGUCCUCUUACAGAUCUAUACCGCAAUAUAGACUGAACUUUGAGGGCGAAGAUGCCGACUGUUCAGAUGAUGGAAACAAUACUGACUUGGAAGAAACGUCAAGUUUUGAAGAACGAAUAACUGAUCCAAAAAUCCAAAGUCCGGAAUCACAGAUAUUGCUGACAGAUUCUCCACAUUUGCGACUGAGUUUUGAAGGUGACCAGGAAGUUUCGGGCGAAUGCAACUGUACAAACAACCCAUGUACAUCUAAAGGAAGUGAACUCAAAUCUACAUGUACCAGUGUGAGUGAUUCUAGUCUAGCAGACCGGUUCAAUGAAAUAUUGCAGAAAUUUUCACCGAAGGAACCGGAUCGUUUGAUAGGCCGCAAGAUGGGACUACUGUGUGUGGACAUAGUGUCGGAACUGUCCAUAAGGAACAUUUCUGCUCUAUCUGUGAUCUUUGACUAUUUAGAUCCCCAAGAUCUCUGCAGUUUCUAUCAAGUCAGCCAGGACUGGAAAUCCAUCUGUGAUGGUGACAAACAGGCGACAGAUCGUCGUGGCCAGUACCUCCAGCGACAGCAGAAGGCACAUGGCAGUAAGCAAGAGAAGGAAAAUCUAGGGAAGCGCCUAGAAUACCGGAUAGAGAGGGGUUUAACAGGAGGAGAACGUACCUUUGGCAUGCUACAACAGACAGUGCCUUCGUCAAGGGCCAGCAACACUCUGGUCCCACAGAACCUGUUUCACUCGGUAGCAUCAACUCUUGCCAACUACGAAAGCCUCCGGAGAUGUCCGAAGUGUCAGGGUCCAUCCAAAGUGCUGGAUGUUCAGGAAAGAGGAAUGUGUGUUCAGACUAAUUGUGGCUUUGAUUUUUGUGUGAAAUGUCUUAACAGUUUCCACUUUGAGAAAGCCUGUGUUCCGGCGUCUACGAAACGGUUAAAGACUUCCAUCGGUGGUCGCAAGAGUAAAAAUAACCUAAGACGCUUAUAGCAUUGGCUAAACCUUGCGUUGCAAGUCAUGAGCAAUCUCAUGAUUGAUGUUGAAAAGGUGCUAGCCAGAAAAAAGUGACAAUAAAAUGGCAGAUAUGGUGCAGCCUCAAGAAGGCAAUGGAUAUUUGAUCAGUCACAUGGUGUAGCCAUCUUCAGCUGACAGUACUAGUACAAGCAAUGUGAUUGGCUGAAACAUCUCAACAACUCCAACCCUGUCACACUGUCAUCAGCUGAAAGUACAAGCAAUGUGAUUGGCUGAAAUAUCUUAACAACUCCAACCCUUUCACACUGUCAUCAGCUGACAGAACAAGCAAUGUAAUUGGCUGAAACAGUGACAUCAGCUAAGAGUACAAGUAAUCUGAUUGGCUGAAACAGUGACAUCAGCUAACAGUACAAUUAAUGUGAUUGGCUGAAUCAGUUGCAUCAGCUAACAGUACAAACAAUGUGAUUGGCUCAUAUCAGUUGCAUCAUCAGCUGAAAGAGUGAUAUCUCAACAACUAAAAUCCAAUCCCAGUAUCAUCAGCUGCAGUUCAAACAGUGUGAUUGACAGAAUCAGUUAUAUCAUCAGCUGACUGACAGCACAAGCAAUGUGAUUGGCUGAAUCAAUGACAUUAUCAGCUGAUUGACAGUACAAACAAUGUGAUUGGCUGAAUCAGUUGUAUCAGCUGACAGUACAAACAAUGUGAUUGGCUGAAUCAGCUGUAUCAGCUGACAGUACAAACAAUGUGAUUGGCUGAAUCAGUCGCAUCAGCUGACAGAACAAGCAAUGUGAUUGGCUGAAUCAGUCGUAUCAGCUGACGGUACACGCAUUGUGAUUGGCUGAAUCAGUUGUAUCAGCUGACAGUACAAGCAAUAUGAUUGGCUGAAUCAGUUGUAUCACCAGCUGACAGUACAAGCGUUGUGAUUGGCUGAAUCAGGGACAAUAUCAAUACCUGACUGUCACAAUCAAUGUGAUAGUUUAGUUAGUGUUGUCAAGAUAUCCGGCAGUAUACAAAGUCCAUUAGUUGAUGCAACUUGAUGACAGGGAAAUGAUAUCCCUAACGCUAGCCAACACAUACUUACUAUGUGUCAUAGGAUGUACAGACUCCUGCCAGUACUAUGCGUAGUACAAUUUUUAUUUGUGCAAUCAUCUCUUCUUGUUGAAGAGAUAAAUACAGUAUCUUUUGAAUUCAUUUUUUAACAUAUUUUAUUUGUACCAUAAAUGAUUGGAUGAGGAUCACAUUGAUUUUAGAUUUACUGAUUUAUUUUUGCAUGAAGACAAAUCUGAUUUAUUUUCUAAUGGUAGACAAAUCUAUUCGUAUGAACUGGUAUUGCAGUAAUUUUGAUGCAUAGCAAAUUUUAAUCCUGUCCCUAAAAGUAAAUAACAAUUAGUAUUAAUAUUUUCUUAAGUAAUUCUUUUUGGGAAAAUGUUUUUGAUGCAUGAAAUUUUCCUUGUCUAUUGAUUUUUUUGGAACACUAUAUAUUCUUCCUGGAUGUAAAAGAGCUACAAAAUGCACAUUACAGUUUAUGAAAUGUGGUGAACAUUUUGAUAAUAUUCCUCAUUUGAAAUGCAUUUAAUUAAAUCCCAAAACAGUACAAAUUACAUUAUUUCUGAUCAAAUUUUAGCCAUUCCAUUAUAUAUAUAUAUAUAUAAAUGUAUAAAUACUUUUAUAUUCAACAAUUAUUUUUUAACUUCCGUUUAUUUUUGAUAUCGGCAAUAUUUGUUCGUUGUUCUAUCGGACAACUAUCAAUGUUAUGAUAGAAGAAAGAGAAAGAUUCUUCUUAUAAUUUACAAAUUACAUAUAUGUAUAGUUCAAAAUCAUGCAUGGAGACUGACAUUUUUGUCAGUUUUGUUAUAAAGAAAUGAAGAGAAAAGUAAUGUAAAUGUGAUGUACAAAAUAUACAGGCCCUCUGUAUGUAUACUUGUUGAAACAAGCAUUGUAGAUAGAUUACAAUGCUAGUUUAUAUAUAUAUAUACAUAGAAUGAAUGACAACUGGAGCAAGAUUAAAUAUUAUAAGAUUCAGGUUUGUAUAAAUGUAUAUAAGUUAUCCCGCUUGCCAAACUUUUGAAGACAUAUCAAUGUCCUUACAUCACCCAGUGUGUUCAAUAUGAAUUAUUCAUUGCCUUAAACUUUUUAUAUAUGUUUCAUGUGAACUUUUUUACAUGAUGAAAAAAUAAAGAAUUUUAAUUUAUUAAUAAAAA